UCAUCUGCUGCUUCUGCUCUCCUCUGUGAAAGUGCGUCAUUGGUGUCGGUGAACAUGGCGGCUGCUGUGGUCAACAAGUGUCUGAGUCCUGUUGGUUUCGUCACCAGGAGGUUUUGUGCGCCGCAGUUUAUAACUCAGUGCUUCUACCAUAAGAAGGUGGUGGAUCACUAUGAGAAUCCAAGAAAUGUGGGAACCCUGGAUAAAAAUUCUAAAAAUGUUGGGACUGGUCUGGUGGGUGCUCCAGCCUGUGGAGAUGUAAUGAAACUUCAGAUCGAGGUGGAUGAGCAAGGGAAAAUUGUGGAUGCCAGGUUCAAGACUUUUGGCUGCGGCUCUGCCAUCGCCUCCAGCUCUCUGGCCACAGAGUGGAUUAAGGGAAAAACUGUGGAUGAAGCCUCGAUGAUAAAGAACACAGACAUUGCCAAAGAGCUGAGUCUUCCUCCAGUUAAGCUUCACUGUUCCAUGCUCGCUGAGGAUGCCAUCAAAGCUGCCCUGGCUGACUACAGUCUUAAGCAACAGGAUAACCACCAGGAGGCAGUGUGUGCCAGUAAUUAGGAAGACCAGCACUCUCAGCGGAUGAUGUUCUUUUCUGCUCUCAAGGAAAGAGAUGGCGGUAAUCCAGCUUCAUCACCUCUUUGUCUACAGUAUUGAUAUAAAGUGUACCAAAUACAUUUUUAACACCUACAACAUCAUCCUGUUUAGCAGUGUUCCCCCAGGCUUCUGCAGUCCUCUGUGGUCUUCUGCACUGUAUCUUUAGCCUGUCAUGUAAGCGCACAAUGUAAACACGACGGUGGUUGGUACAAAAGUGAA
This is a messenger RNA of Thalassophryne amazonica, 807 nucleotides long. RefSeq names its product iron-sulfur cluster assembly scaffold protein IscU-like. Lineage: Eukaryota; Metazoa; Chordata; Actinopteri; Batrachoidiformes; Batrachoididae. Bases 55 to 552 code for a protein of 165 amino acids. Gene Ontology annotation, biological process: iron-sulfur cluster assembly; intracellular iron ion homeostasis. Gene Ontology annotation, molecular function: 2 iron, 2 sulfur cluster binding; ferrous iron binding. Gene Ontology annotation, cellular component: cytoplasm; mitochondrial matrix. The record is from RefSeq and is a predicted model, not a curated record. The transcript has 5 exons.